Molecule: messenger RNA, 1277 nt
Organism: Pocillopora verrucosa
Lineage: Eukaryota; Metazoa; Cnidaria; Anthozoa; Scleractinia; Pocilloporidae
Source: RefSeq, a predicted model, not a curated record
UGGUCUUUGCGUCAGUUCUUAACGUUUAGGUCCAACAGUUCACAGCUUAAGACAACAAACGUUUUUGCAGAGAUGAAUCAACAAAGCGCUCUAAUCGUCGCUAUCUGUGUGUUUCUCGAGCUCAUUCCUCAAGUAUCUUGCGCAAAGGAAUUAAGCGAUGUUGACAUCAUUGCUAUAGCAGUUUCAUUGGGACUAACUGCAUUUUUGGUGGUUUUCGUGGGCUGCUUUGUGUGGCGAGCAAGAAACAACCCCCCAAUCAACAAAAACAACAACAUAGCAGGACAUAAUAAUCCCGUCGCUGUCACCGAGGAUGCGCUCGGACCUGGUGAAGUUCGUGUAAUUAGCAUGAAUUCACUUCAGUAUAUUAGCAGCUCCUAAAAAGAUCUGCUCCUGCAAGAUCGACAGAAAUAUUAUGGAAGGCCUUCAACCGUGUAAUGCCAUUUACUUAUAGCGGUUGUUUUGUUAUUCAAGUGGUUCUGCACUAAAUUCAUUGCCAAGAAUUUUUAUACGCACUUACAGCAUGGAUACCGAAAGUAGAUUUAAUAACAAAAUAGUUCAGAAAGCAAUUUAGACAUAAAAAGACUGUGGUUUUGAGUCAGACACCUUGUAUCAAUGCUCUUUAUAAUUGGCUGUUUAAAGGUAUGCUUUUCGAAAAAUAAUUUGAAAAAUUUGUAUUAGAACAAUUACGUUAUUAUCUUAUAAAAAAGGUUUGAACUUGCAAUGUUGAGCGUCCGUAACAAAGCAAUAAUUGUAGAUAAGUGUCUACUCGAAGAAUUAGACAACAACGUCUUAUUGUGUUCUGUCCAGAUAGGAUGAGUAUUAAAGUACGAUAGGAAAAAAUUAAGCUGGAGAGAGUCUUAACUUUUUGUCAAGGUUGUAUUGCGUUCAAGAUUGUUUCCUGAAACACUUUAUGGAACAAUCGGAGAGGCGGAAUUUAAUUUAAAGUGCAAAACAUAAACAGAAACGUUUCGGAAACGAAAGUUUUCGGAAAGUUUUUCACUAUUACGUGUAAAAAGUCAAGAAAAAUUUUGAAGACCAAGGAUAAUCCUUAAGGGCUUGUGCGAGUUUUUCGCAUCAAAGUAUCUCCGAACAAAUUGAGAGGAAUUGAAAGAAUUUGUUUAGAUGCAGAUCUUUUCGUCUUGCGUAAGGACUAUGGAGUAACUGGUCGGCCGACGGGCAGUUCAAAACAGAUACCACAACAUCGUUUUCUAAUGACAUCGAAAAUUCACUUUGUCUGAGCUUGUCAGCUUUACAGUAAUCUAUUCAAUGACGAAGAU